Pocillopora damicornis (cauliflower coral) is the source of this 2694-nucleotide messenger RNA. Its product is annotated as short transient receptor potential channel 5. Gene Ontology annotation, molecular function: store-operated calcium channel activity; inositol 1,4,5 trisphosphate binding. NCBI's taxonomy places the organism in Eukaryota, Metazoa, Cnidaria, Anthozoa, Scleractinia, Pocilloporidae. Gene Ontology annotation, cellular component: cation channel complex; plasma membrane. Gene Ontology annotation, biological process: regulation of cytosolic calcium ion concentration; calcium ion transmembrane transport. The record is from RefSeq and is a predicted model, not a curated record.
CACUAUUCGAUUUUAUUUUCCAAGUUCAAACAACUUCAAUGCAUGAUAUUUUACAAUAGAUUUCUAUAACAUAUAGCCUGAAAAAAGGUUAUAGACGAGAGAAUUUGUGGAUAUUUCGAGCAGUACCAAAUUCAUGUUAAUCGAAUGGUUGCGAUACUUGAAGCGUCGCCUUCGUAAGUGAGUUAGAAAAGUAAUAAGAAGGAGGAGUAUAGAUAUUGGUUAUUAGUUAAAGUAAUUCAUUAUUGACAAAAGUUUUUAUUUUCUUCCUAUCACGUUAUUUCCUCAGUUCUUAUCACAUCCAUUUGUGUUCAAAAGAGUAGAAAAACGAUGGAAAUAUGGCUUAUCGGAGGAUUUCCAAUUUGGAAAGCUGCACCGCUGUGUUCUAUUAUUGAUCAUGAUGCUGGAUACAAUUUUGACGCCCCUAUUGCUUCCCUUAAUCGCAUGUGCAUUCCUUCAGGAUCAGCAACAAAAAGCAGAAGGAGAGAAAUCGAGAUCGCUUUGCACAAGGAUCUUAGAAACUUAUAGAUGGUACUCGGAUACUCCCUGCGUCAUUUUCGUUAAGACACAGUUUAUGCAACUGAUUUUCAUAGUGCUGCAUUUCUGGAUAUCCAUAAAUGGUUCGUCUGUUGCUCCGACCAUUGAGGAGGCCUUGGUGUUGUUCUUCUUCGUUGGAUUUGUUGUCAGUGAGAUCCAUCAGUAUAAAACAUCGGCGGAAAAAGUUUACUUCAGAGACAUGUGGAACUACUUAGAUUUGGGGAUCGUUUUUAUCUAUGUGGUCCUUCUCGUUUGCCGAAUAGCAACUUUCAUUAUCGGUGGCGAUUCCUUUCACAAUCGCUGGUUAGAAAUCGCCAAUUACUCCUAUGGGUUCAACACCCUGUUCCUUACUUUACGAUUUUCCAGUAUCUUAGAGCUCAGUUCAGUUGUCGGUCCACUUCAGCUGGCGUUAUUUCAAAUGUUAAGAGACUUGCUGAUUAUACUCAUUCAGUUUGCUUUCGUGAUUGUGGCGUUUUCAAUGGCCAUCACGAAGUGUUACACCGCUGAAAAGUCGUACAUGAUUCCACAGGACAGCAAAUCAAAUUAUACAGAGUAUUGUGUUCCAGGAAAUUUCGACUGUUUCUUAAAGUCUGCAAUACAUCUUGUCUGGUCUGUUUUUGGAAUGACCCAUUUCGAGGAGAUGGAAUCUCAAACUAGUACGACUACGAUCAUCGUUGUUCUCCUGUUCUUGUGUUUUUUGGUGCUAUCAGUCAUCAUGUUGGUUAAUAUUCUAGUCGCCUUAUUGACAGCGACAUAUGAUAAGUACAAGAACGGCUGGGAAAUAGAAUGGAAAUUCUCACGCUCUGUUAUGGAGGAGCAAUAUAGACGAAUGCACGUGGUUGUUGUACCAUUCAACAUACUUACUUUGCCAAUAGUGUACUUGUAUUGGGGACUUCACGAAGAUACCGGAGAGGAGAGAAAGGAAAGGAGGAAAAAGGAGUACAAAGAUUUCUUGAAGAACGAUUUUUUUCCUAUAAUAACAAACCGCUAUAAAGAGAAAUAUAAAGGAUCGUUUCCUUCAACAGUCGAUAGUAAACUGGAUACCUUGGAAGAAAACCUGAAUAGAGUGAAAAGAGAACUUGAAAUACCCGAGGAAAAAGAACAAGGGAGUCAAGAGCCAAAUCGGGUCGUCUCCGUGAAAAGCAGACUGGAGAGAAUUGAAGAAAAGCUGAACAUAAUUAUCGAAAGGCUGGGGCAAACCAAAGAACAGGCAAAGAGAGAAACGAAGAAUGACAACAUCAGAACCCCUCACAUGCAAAACUCUAUAGAGGACAAUGGCCAGGAUUGUCAUUUGUGAAUCAAUCGACAUUUCUGAUGACUAUUUCCUACUCAGCAAUUUCCUACCACUAGACCUAUAACUUUAACUUUAAUACUAACUCCUAAUUAGUUACAUUAAACAAGUCAGAUCAAUCAAUUUGAGGACAGCUUAAAACAAAAUGCAAGAUUUCUUAAAAUAAGCCGCCUUAAUUAUUAACCUAGAUAAAAAAAAAUCAGUUUCAAAGACUUAUCACAGAAGAAUAAAAAAUCACUCCAAACUCAUAAUAUAAAUAAGAUAAUUACGAUAAAAAAUUAGUACAGACCUUAUUAUAAAAAUAAUUAAUGAUAGAUUUGCCCAUGGUUUACAACUUGGGCAAAUGGGUUGUGUGGAGUUGGUCAAAUUUGAUUUAAUAUGUCAGAAAAUGUGUGUGAGCUUGACAUUAGAAAAAUUCGAAUCUAAGCGCAAAUGGGUAUAAAAAUCAAAUUUUUCACGUUGCCAUCAGCUUUGACAUCGGUUAUUUUUCCUAAUAUUUUUAUCACUUUGCUAUGACAACGGAGGAUUAAUGAAGUCUGUAAACGCUUUUGCUCCACAGAUGGCAUACAUUACGCCUCAAAAUUAUGCUUGAUUGAUUAUGCUGGAUUGUUGCUUUGAUUCGGAUCGGAGUGAAAUGCAAAAGCUGCUUAGUUAAGUUUGACAUUGUAAAAUUUUGUAUAGAAUUUUUACUUGUUCCAAAUAAUUUUGGAUGCUAGUCUUAUGAAAAAGUAUUUAAUCGAUUUUUCCCCUAAGAACGACCGCCUUCCCUAAUGUGAAAUCCUUGCGUUUCUAUCGGAGGUUCGGUUUAAUAAUUAUUAUUUAUCUAAAAAUAUUAUUUUUACAAACUCCCUAUAAUCAAGUAAACUAAU